This is a messenger RNA of Rhododendron vialii, 1434 nucleotides long. Its product is annotated as xyloglucan galactosyltransferase XLT2-like. The transcript has a single exon. The coding region runs from base 1 to 1434 and encodes 477 amino acids. The record is from RefSeq and is a predicted model, not a curated record. Gene Ontology annotation, molecular function: galactosyltransferase activity. Gene Ontology annotation, biological process: xyloglucan biosynthetic process. Lineage: Eukaryota; Viridiplantae; Streptophyta; Magnoliopsida; Ericales; Ericaceae.
AUGUCACUUCCGAUUUCCGGCAACCCGUCGACCGAGCUCGAAGGUCCUACAAACCUUGUAUCCAGAGUAAAGUCAAUAUUCCUAUCCUACCUUAGUACUCCAUUCCGUCGCACUUUAGUUUCCGUCGUAAUCCUUUUCCACGUAUUCCUCGUUUCAUACCUUACUCGUUCCCACAAUCUCGCUCUAUCCUUUUUAAGUAUCUCUUCGAAAACUUACGGCAGCUUGCCAAACAAAUUAGCCUGCGAUUCCCGUCGGAUUUACGUCUACGACGUCCCCCCAAUGUUCAACUACGAACUCAUAAACAGUUCCGACAAAAACGUGAACUACGGCUUCGGACCGGCGGCCAACGAGUUCGCCGGAAUCGUACCGGAGAGUAUUCUCCCGGCGUGGUACUGGACCGAUAUUCUUUCUGGCGAGGUGGUGUACCAUCGUCGGAUGCUCAAUUACAAGUGCCGAACCAUGGAGCCCGAAUCCGCUACAGCGUUCUACAUACCUUUUUAUGCUGGGCUCGCUCUGACAAAAUAUUUAUGGGGCAACCAUACAUGGAGAGAACGGGAUUGGCAGUGUGAGAUGUUGAUUAAGUGGGUCCAGCAACAGAAAUGGUGGAGUAGAUCCAACGGCUCUGAUCAUUUCAUCAUGCUUGGACGGGUGACAUGGGAUUUUCGACGGUUGAGAGAGGUUGAUGGCGACUGGGGGUCCAGCUUCAUCAAUAUGCCAGCGAUGCAGAACGUCAUCCGUCUAUCCGUCGAGGGAGACAUGUGGGACAAACUAGAAAUCUCUGUACCGUACCCGUCCAUGUUCCACCCCAGGUCAAAUUUCGAUAUCAUCGAGUGGCAGCGCUUCGUCCGGAGCCGUCGUCGGAACCACCUUUUCGCCUUCAUCGGCGACACUCGCAAACCAAUCCAGGACGAUUUCCAAGGGAUUUUACAGGAACAAUGCCUCACCGAGUCAACGAUGUGCCGCCACGUGGACUGCGGCCCGGAAAACUACAUCGAUGGGAAGACAACGGUUAUAUCAGCAUUGCUCAACUCCGAUUUCUGUCUUCAACCGAAAGGGGACGAGGGGUUUACACGACGGUUGAUUUUCGACUGCAUGGUUGCCGGUUCAAUACCGGUGUUUUUUUGGAGAGAGACGGUUUACUUUGAAUACGAGUUAUUCAUGCCGGUUGAACCUGAGAGUUACUCGGUUUUUAUAAAUUCUGAUGAUGUGCGAAACGGAACGGAUGUAAGGACAGUGUUGGAAGGGUACGGUAGAAUGGAAGUGGAAACAAUGAGAAAAAAAGUAGUAGAAUAUCUACCAAGAUUUGUGUAUACGAAACCGAGUCAAGGGUUGGAGAAAAUUAAAGAUGCUUUUGAUAUUGCUAUUGAGGGGAUGUUGAGCAAAUACAAAGCUCACAUGGAGAGGGGUAGGAUUGGGAAUUUGAAUGGAACAUGA